GAAAAAUGAAGAAAACUGGCAACAUAGCUGCACUAUAAAAUCACAAUUGUUGUUUUUCAAGUUUUACUAUCGAUGAGGUUAAUUCGUUGUGUUUUGGGUGAUCCCAUGGAUUAGGGUUAGGGUGAAGAGAAUCUGUAAGGGUAGAACGGUGUAAUAUGGCUUCCUUGGUUGCUGAUUACGGGACCUCUUCAGGAUCUGAAAGCGAGGAUGAUUGCAGUGAUAAUGUGUCUAGAGACGAAGGAGAUGACGACGAAGACAUUGUGAAUGAUUCCGAGAGGCCCAACAACUCCAGCACGAAACUUCCACUACCUACUCCAGAUUUCAAUGGUACCCCUGCCCUGAAGACAUCAGUCUUCAUAAAUCCAUUCGUCGAGGCUGAAAAAGCAAAGAGUGCGAUUUUAGAGAAGCAUGUCAAGAUGACACCGACACUAGAUGACACCAAGAUGAUCAACGGAAGAAAAAUAUGCUGGAACUACAGGAAAGGGAGAUGUCGAUUUGGACACAAUUGUACGUUUGCCCAUGACUCGGAUUUGCACAGAAGUGCUGGUGAAUUAGAGUCGAGUAGAGCACCCGAGGAGACCAUAAUCUGCCAGACGAAUUUCCACAAUCAGGGUGGCCAUGAGGAUGAUGACGAGAUCGACCAGGAGAACAAUUUGACCAAGAGAAAGAAGCGACCUGGACUGGCGCAGAACCUCGUACCUGGUAAGAAAGUCUUGAAGAUGUACAAAGCACAACAGGCCAAGGCUGUCGGUAGAUAGAUCCAGAUUUUCAACGUAUUUAGUAAUUAAUUGGGCUUCAAGGAGGAUUUACCGUUGAGAUUUUUAUUCCCUUUUAGCCAAUGAAAAAAUAUAGCUUUUUCGGAUUUUAUCAGUAUUUAAUGACUCCCAAAAGGUCAGAUCGUGUAAUAAUGAUAAAAUGCAAAAACGAUGUAUUUUUUGGAGUCGAUUCAAUUAAUCAGUUCUGAGAAAAUAAAAAAUUCGUCAUUUUGGUUAAAAGUAUUCUGAACAAAUAUGACUGUAACUCACGUGUGAGUUGACGUUUGUUACCUAAAAAAAGCCCAAAAAAAUGAAAAUACUGGCAAGAUUGGGAAAUCGACUUAUGCCCUGUGGGCCAUUGCUUCCAAAUAACUCCAAAUCACUGAUAAACAUAAAUAAUUCUAAGGUUUAAUAGGUGGAGCGACGUAACUAUUGUAAACGAAUAUUUGCACUUUUACCAAAUAUCGUAGAGUAGAUUUUGAGAUAUAAUGAUGUUUUUUCUGAAUUCUUAUUACUAAUCUUCCUAAUGAAUUCAAUGGGAGUAAAUACUAAGAGAAUUAUGGAUUCUGGUAUGGAGUGGUGGAGUAAUUGUAUAAUUAUUCGUUUGGUAAUUUCAUCGAACCUCUUGUGGAACACAAAAUUUCUUCCAAAUUUCUACCGUUUAUUUAUUUAUAUGUAUACAUUUUUUUCACAUUGUCUUCUAGAUCGAUUUGUUAUCGAAGUAAUUACCGAUUUUAUUUGAAUAUUUUACGACCUCAUUCCUGAUCCAAGAAAAAAUGAACGUUUCUGUACAAUUUUUUCAUCUCUACGAGAUCAUUUAAUACUUCCAUACUCUUGUAGAAUUUUACAAUGUUAUUAUUGAUUCAUCAAUAACUUAAUAUUAAUCGUAAUCAAACGCCCAGUUAUGUGAAAUAAAUGAUCCAGCAGAUAUAGGAAUUAUCCUAUUUAUUUCCUUCUUUUAUUCUCAUGAAUAUCACGUCGAUAUCUUCCGUAAUAGAACUGAGAAAAAAUUUUCUUAGAGUAGAUCAUCUGUUUUAUCCUCUCCGUGAACAAUUCAAAAUAAUUAAUAAACUGAGAAAAUCAAACAGGAAAUGAAGUUUUCCACAAGUAUUACUGGUAAAAAAAAUUAGUUGAUAAUAAAAAUUAAUGCGCGAACUUAUUGUUCGGACCGUUCCAUUUAUUGUGCGAAAAACUUUGAACGAUUUAAUUGUGAAACAAAUGAGCAAUCAAUAAAAUAUAUAUAACUAGUUAAAAUAUUUUUAUCUCAUGGUUUUUUUGUUCACAUCCAUAUUUUUAUCAAUUUGUCCUUUUAAUAAAAAUUUAGUGGGAGAAAUUAAUAGACGAAUGGCAGACGAAGGAUAUUUUAUUCUUAAAAUCUUAGGUACAACGUCGAAUAGA
Molecule: messenger RNA, 2153 nt
Organism: Fopius arisanus
Lineage: Eukaryota; Metazoa; Arthropoda; Insecta; Hymenoptera; Braconidae
Exons: 2
Coding region: 156-758 (200 amino acids)
Molecular function (GO): metal ion binding
Source: RefSeq, a predicted model, not a curated record